Messenger RNA from Magnolia sinica, 1266 nucleotides. RefSeq names its product putative F-box protein PP2-B12. The transcript is spliced from 3 exons. Lineage: Eukaryota; Viridiplantae; Streptophyta; Magnoliopsida; Magnoliales; Magnoliaceae. Gene Ontology annotation, molecular function: protein binding. The record is from RefSeq and is a predicted model, not a curated record. The coding region runs from base 127 to 1020 and encodes 297 amino acids.
AUAAGUCCAAAGAGGAUACUACCGUAAUUUCAUUCGAAAUUGCUGCGGGGACCUGCUAUGACUUAAAGCUGAAGGCAUCUGUUCAUCUUCAUUUUCAUCUUCUCUCGUGUCGGACUUUACUAGAAAAUGGACGGUGCAGAUUUCAGCAGCCUGGAUGAAGGCUGUAUUACUCAUAUUCUCUCCCUCACUUCUCCUCUAGAUGUUUGUAGAACGUCUUCGGUCUCUUCUGCCUUCCAAUCAGCAGCGGAAUCAGACUCUAUCUGGGAGAGAUUUCUGCCGUCUGAUUACUCGGAUAUACUGUCCAGAUCGGUGUCUCCCUUGCACUUCUCAUCCAAGAAAGAUCUCUAUUUCCGUCUCUGCCAACCGCUUCUGAUCGAUGAUGGCAAAAAGAGUUUUUGGUUGGAAAAAUCAAGUGGUAAGAAAUGUUAUAUGGUGUCUGCUAGAGAUCUAUCGAUAUCGUGGGGAGAUGAUGGUCGGUAUUGGCGAUGGCUCACUGCUUCUACAAGGUCUCACCUUCAAACCUAUCUUGGGCUUAAUCUUAGGCUAAUUUACUUGCCUAAUCAUGCCAGUGUCUUCUCAGAAGUAGCUGAGUUGAUCUCGGUCUGGUGGUUUGAUCUCCGUGGCACCAUUGACAUGGCCCAUCUCUCACCAGACACCAAUUACACUGUUAGAUUCAUCGUAAGACACACGUCUGACCACGCUGGAUGGCAAAACAUGCCAGUCAAGCUAUCUUUGCAUGUGAAGAGCAAUCCAUACAUGCACAUACGCGAUGUAUUGAUGUCGCCCGAUCAGGCGGAGAGUGUCCUGCAACCAAGUGCAGAGAACAAUGGAUGGAUGGAGGUGGAAGUGGGAGAAUUCUUGUGUGAUAGAGAUGGAGGAGAAGUUGAAUUUAGGAUGUAUGAGUUGUAUAGUUAUAAGGAAGGGAUUCUUGUUAUGGGAGUUGAAAUAAGGCCAUCCAAGAUGCAUUGUGUGGAAAGGAUACAAGGCAUUUUGGGAAGCGAACAAAUUGCUGCAGUGUAGAACGCCCACCAAGCAUUGGAUAUGAUGGUGAAGAAAGUGCUGAUUUCUCCACUGGAUAUAUGAUAGUGAAGAAAUUGCUUAUUUCCCCGUAGCUUGAGAAGGUUUUCUGUUAUUUUGUUAGAUAGUUGAUGUAGGGUUUCGAUACAUCUAUCUUUUGUUGCAGUGAUUAUACAAUGAAACAAUGUUUUAUUAUUGACGUGGAUUUUUUAAUAUGUAUGAUAUGCUUUUAUUGCUAUGUUUCUCAAA